GCCUUUUCUUGCAUUUCUAUUCCUUGCCUCCCUGUUCCCUCGGCAUAUCAAUAUGCCUAUCGAUUAUCACGCAGAAUAUGCGCUGCUGCCGGCGCAGACCCGUACUGCGGCCCUCGGUUAGCGCACCUCCCCCGUCUGCCUGCUAGAGAUUAGGCACCUCCAGUACGCCGCUCAGUUUAUUAGGGAUGUGCUGCUGCCAUAGAUCGACAGCUACAAGUCCCAGCAUGCCUCUGCUAGAUUAACUGGAGGGGCCAGCCAGUGCAUACUGGGAGUUGUGGGGGCUGCCAAUGAUGCCUAGCAAUUCUAUGUUAUAUAUAUGCAGGGGUGAUUUUUGGCUAGAGCAGAAAAGGCAGUGGCUCCUAUCCAACUGCAACACAGGGGCCUUUGCCGGUAAAACACAGAUAAAAGUACAUGAGAGAGUUUUUGCCAGAACUUUCAAGAGAGACCAUAAUGGGCUGUCAGGAAGUCCACGCAGUGACCUUAUUCGCCUUCGUAUGCGGGACAGCCUCCAUCUCGGGGCUCUUUGCUGCCACUCUGCUGCCUCAGUGGAGGCAAAUGAAACUUUACACGUACAACCGGAAUGAGAAAAACCUGACUGUUAGCAUUGGGCUGUGGGUGAAAUGCACACGCUUGGAGUGGAGCAGGGAGUGCAUGAUGUAUGACAUGGAGUGGUACGCAAGCGUGGAUCAGCUGGACAUCCGUGUUCUGCAAUUCGCUCUGCCCUUUAGCAUCCUGACCGCUGCCUCGGCACUCAUAUUGUGUCUGACUGGAAUCUGUAACACUACCUUUACCUCCGGUGUGCCAAACCUAAAGCUUGUCAAAUGCCUCGUUAACAGUUCUGGGUGCCAUCUUGUGGCAGGGCUGUUAUAUAUACUAGCAGGUAUCAUGAGCAUUAUGCCAUCCAUCUGGUCUGUGUUUUACAACAGCGUUCUAAACACCAAGUACGGGCCCUACUUUACUUACGACAUUGCAGUUUUUGUGGCUAUUGGCAGUUCUGGGGGCAUGUUCUUUACUGCUGUCCUGCUGUUUCUGUGGUAUUGUGCCUGCAAAUCUCUGCCCUCUCCAUUCUGGCAGCCCUUGUAUUCCCACGUCCCUAGUAUGCACAGCUACGUGCCCCCGUCCUACCAGUCUCGCUCCCGCAUGUCAGCCAUUGAGAUAGACAUUCCCGUUGUUACACACACUGCCUAACGUUAGCAUGGUAUGCCUGUGCUUAUGGACUUUCAUGGUACACCUCACUUUUGUGUAUAUAUAUAUUAUUUUUUUUGUACAUAUUAGGAUUCCUUCAAUUUGUUUCCACUUCUCUUUUUUUCUUGUGUAACCUGCUAAGGUAGUACUUACAGUAUCCCAACAGUGCUAUGAUUUGUUGAUCCAACUUGGACACAGAUCUAAGAACAAUAACCUCCCUGUAAAUAAUGCCUUAGGAUUACUUAACCUAAAAUACUAGCUGCCCUGAUAUAAAAAUAAAUAGAAAUAUAAAAAAAAAAAAAAAUUUAGUGGGUAAUAUAACAGGAGCAGUGGUUGCUCCAGGUCUAGUAAACCACUAGACCAGAUGUUUGCUUUCUCUGAUUGGCUGCAUUUCUAGAACUGGUGCAGACUUAUUUAUACAUUACCCCAAUACUGUUUAUCAUGGGAGGGUAGAACACACAAUACUUUUUAGCCUUUACAAGCAGACUGUAUUCAUAUGGGAUUUCUCAAAACUGAUCCAAGGGCUUACUCUGAGCGAUAAUUAUAAAAUAUGGUUAUAAAUGAUAAUAUUGCCAACCAUUACUGUGUGUGUGGGCAGCUAUAGCCACAGGACGUUUGGUAGGAAUGGGAAAAUGGUCUCAAGAAUGACUGUGCCAUCUACUCUUGCAUGCUGGGAUUAUAUAAUCCGGGUUUAGGGCCUGUUGGAUUGGCCUCUGCUUUUUAAUGCUAAGUGACUUUAGUGCCAAUUCCCGAUUGGCAAAGGUACAAUAACACUGAAUUAUUUUUUCUUUUGAUGAACUGAAGCAAAAUAGUAAUUGACCUGUAUCUGUAACACUAUAAUACAGCAACACGUUACUUUUAGUAGUGUAAGUUUGUAAUAAGAGUCAGUAUGUAUAUUUAUUGUUAAUUGGAAAGCUUAAUUUUUAUGCAUUUGUAUUUAAAGUUGUUUCAGCUACAAAUAUGAAACUAGCACCCCUCGUUCUCCCUAGGUUGUAGCAUCCAGAACUAGCCAUUGAUUGAGAGAGGAUGCUGGGAAUUAUAGUUUAUCCGUGCUGGAAGACUACCAUCUAUUCUUUAUCUAGUAGGGAUUAUUGUAUAUUUUAUGCUGUGACAAGUGUUUACAGAAGUAGACUAAAUCACUGGUGUUCUGUUUAGUACUGGUUUCUCAAGUGCAUUCCUAUAAAAUGUCUCUUUUCUAUUUUGUUUGUUCUGUUCCAGUACAGUAUAUUGAGCAAAACUGCUGCUAAAUGAAUUGUGUAAUGCACUGUAGAUAAUCUUACGUAUCUGCCUUUAAAUUGUGUGCUUGUAUCAUGCAUUAAAGGCAAACUCAUUUUUGGGGGAAAAAAGCUGAUUAUUUGUGCCUGUGAGCCUAUUUUAUAGAGUUCUAGUUGGGUUGUUCCCCCAAAUAUGCAUUAUUGUAACCUAAUUCUGUAUAGGCUGUAAGAUUUUUAUACUACAGAAUAAUAAUAAUGUGGUGUGUUAUUACUUUAUAUAAAUGUGAAACAUAAAACAGCAUUGCAGUAAAGAGGCUUUGUUUACCUUCCCCUUUCUAGAAUAGAAAUAGGAUUUUGUGUUCUCUUUACAAUACACAUUUUGCAGUGACUUAUUAUUUUUAAUCUACAGUACAUUCCCUUUCUGUAUACUUUUUAUUUACAUAUCAUGCUGCCAUGUGUCAUGUUAUAAGGAUAAUGUCCCACAGGGUUAUUAGUCGCCUGCGGUUAAAUCUGGGCAACAUAUCUACCCAGAAUGCUUUCUUACUGGCUAUAAAGUGAAUCGCUGGGGGCAAAACAUAAGCAGCGCCUCAUUUUCCAAAGUUGUCUGAAGUUUUCUCAGGUGACUUCAGAAAACAAAGUGCAGCAAAUUUUGAGCAGAUAUCGGUCGGUCCCCAUACACACACAGAUAAGCUCGGACACAAGCAAGACAUGGGGCUAGGGUACAUGGUAAAACAGGAUAUUUCCUUCUCUAGACUCUGCAGUAAAACUGCAUGAUGUAUAUAUCUCUCUGCUGCACAUGGCUGGGAAUUGUGCUGCUUUUGGUAUCGAUGUAUUUCAUGUGCUCAGUAUAUAUGUGCACCUUUUAUGACUACACGAGUCCAUUUCUGUGCCACUAAUGGGCUAGUAUGUAAUUAUUACUGUGCUAUUGGCACGCGCUCAAUAAAAACUUUUUUAAUACAU
This is a messenger RNA of Xenopus tropicalis (tropical clawed frog), 3359 nucleotides long. It is a transcript of the gene cldn12, whose product is annotated as claudin 12. Bases 412 to 1188 code for a protein of 258 amino acids. The transcript is spliced from 2 exons. Gene Ontology annotation, cellular component: bicellular tight junction; membrane. NCBI's taxonomy places the organism in Eukaryota, Metazoa, Chordata, Amphibia, Anura, Pipidae. The record is from RefSeq and is a predicted model, not a curated record.